UGCGCUCAUCUCACCCAGCUGAUAGUUUCACUUUCUUCCCAGUCUCAUUCAUGAUGCCUAUCCAAUGUUCCAGCCCUCCCCUCCUCAUUGUCCCGCUCUUCCUCUAGCGACAGUCUUCGCGUUACGCAUAACACUCUGUUACGAGUUCACAAUGCUGUCCUCGUUGCAGAAGGAAAAACAACGAAAUCCGACGACUCGGCCUAAUCCGCUUAGCCAGCGUUUCGUUCCGCUCCCGAAUCGGAAAAGUGCAUGUGUCAUGUAACCGAUGAUGCCUUUUUUUUUUUUUUUGCUUCUCCGUUUCUGUUUUUGUCUCGGUUCAACACAACUUUCCGCGCAACCGCGUCACGAUUUUUUUUAGUUUUAUUAUUUUUCUUUAGCUUCAAAAUCUUUUUUUUUAUCAUAUCCAUCCAUUCCUCUGCUCGUUCCGUGCGAGAAAUUGAAUGGCUGGGAUUGGGCAUGAAGAGGAAAGCCACGGCGAGACACGGUGACGACGUUGAAUCGGGUGGCCGUCAGCCCCCCGGGAUACCCGCUCCGCACAUGCCGGAACUCUGUUUGGUUUCAGCAAUUUUUAUACAAUUCAUCUGUACAAUAAUCGCCCUGAUGGGCUGGGACCGGGCAGGAAUCGGGCCUCUGUGUACUCUCUGUGAGCCACCCUACGCAAUAAGAUACACAAGGUUGAUUGCCGUGGGGAGUACAGCUCGUUACCGGUAAUUCUUGUCGGACUCAGGCGGACCGCAAGCACUCAUCAAUCGGCCUCGUCAAUGCGGCAUUGACAUGUUUUGACUCUGCGGUGAUGGGAUGAUUGCCCAUUGCACCGACCCUUCCGAAAGAAGUCGGUCCAAGACAGCGAGAGGAAGCUAGGCGG
Messenger RNA from Neurospora hispaniola, 865 nucleotides. RefSeq lists its product as uncharacterized. Bases 250 to 711 code for a protein of 153 amino acids. NCBI's taxonomy places the organism in Eukaryota, Fungi, Ascomycota, Sordariomycetes, Sordariales, Sordariaceae. The record is from RefSeq and is a predicted model, not a curated record. The transcript has a single exon.